Molecule: messenger RNA, 1782 nt
Organism: Alternaria arborescens
Lineage: Eukaryota; Fungi; Ascomycota; Dothideomycetes; Pleosporales; Pleosporaceae
Exons: 3
Coding region: 1-1782 (593 amino acids)
Biological process (GO): carbohydrate metabolic process
Molecular function (GO): beta-glucosidase activity
Source: RefSeq, a predicted model, not a curated record
AUGGACCAACUACUGCCUUUAUUUGGCCUUUUGAUGCUCUCUACACCGGUUGGUGCUCAGAGCAAUGGAACAGCAACUAUUUCCUAUGCUUUGCCUGCGGGCUACACAACCGCAAGUUUCAACGCCUCUGCACAACCUACUGCCUAUAACCGCACCGAUUUCUCGCCCAAUGCCCUCGCAAGUCUCUGGGAUAUGGUAGGGCCAAUUGUGACAGGCCCCAUUACCACCACCGUUACACCAACUCCGGAGCCAACGGCAUACCCACAGCCAGAUCCCCAAUACUAUCAUGCUUUGGUGGGUAGUGGAUACCCAGAAGCACAGGGCUUGAAACUUCCCGAGAACUUCCAAUGGGGGUUCAGCUCCUCCGCAUAUCAGAUUGAAGGUGCGGCUAAGGAUGAGGGCAAAGGACCCAGUAUCUGGGAUCUGUUGGCACACAGAGUCCCAAAUUUUGUGGCCGACAAUACGACUGGCGAUGUCGUUGAUCAGCACUACUAUCUAUACAAACAAGACUUUGCUAGAUUAGCAAGUCUAGGAGUUAAAGCCUUCAGUCCGAGUUUCUCUUGGCCGCGAUUCUUCCCGUUCGGCCACGGUCCAGUCAACGAAGAAGCCAUUGCGCACUACGAUGACGUGAUUGCUACUAUGCAUGAGAAUGGCAUUCACCCCGCUGUUACAUUGUUCCAUUGGGAUACCCCACUCGCCAUAUUCAACGAAUACGGUGCUUGGACCGACCGUCGCGUUGUCGAUGACUUCUUCAACUAUGCCAAGUUUGUCAUCACACGAUACGACGCCUACGUCGAUGAGUGGUUCACGAUCAACGAGCCUCAGUACUGUAACUGGCAAUAUGCGGGUUACCCAGCAGGCGAGUAUUACCCUGCACCAAAUGGCGUCACUGGUGGCAACGAAGCCCGCUUCCUGUGUGGUCAUCACACUCUGCUCGCGCACGCGAAGGUAUCUAAGUGGUACCAUGAAGAGUUCAAAGGUCGGGGCCGCAUUACCUUUAAGAACAGUGGAAACUAUUAUGAAGCCAACAGCACGAAGCCAGAAGACGAGGUUGCACGCCAACGAAACUUUGACUUUAGCAUUGGCUGGUUUGGCGGACCAUGGACAGAUGGUGACUACCCACAGUCGCUUAAAGACACACUUGGCGACCUGUUACCAGAGUUCACACAGGAGGAGAAGGACAUGAUCAAAGGAUCGUGCGACUUCUACGCCAUCGACCCUUACUCGAGUUUCCUGGCUUUUGAGGUCGACGGAGGGCUGGAGUCAUGCACAAGCAACCGCUCACACCCGGCCUUCCCUGAUUGUGCUGGCUCAGCAAGUGUGGCCCCGAACGGCUUCCCCAUCGGUCCUGCCGCUGACCCAGCCAUGUCUUGGUUCUACUCGGCACCUGCAGGCGUCCGUCGGUAUCUAAAGCAUAUCACUCAGGUUCUCUUCCCUUCGAUUCCGGAUAUUGUUGUCAGCGAAUUUGGUUUCGCGGAGCCUUUUGAGGGGCAAUGGUCAAACCUGAACUCGGCGCUCUGGGAUCUGAAGAGGGCAGAUUACUUCCAGCAAUAUCUAGACAACAUCCUGCUGUCGAUACAUGAGGACGGAGUCAACGUGACAGGAGCAUGGGGGUGGUCGAUUUUGGAUAAUUUCGAGUGGGCGCUUGGUACGUCGGUUAGGUUCGGAGUGCAGUACGUGAACUACACGAGUCUGGAAAGGACGCCCAAAGCCAGUCUGUUCCAGUUCCUGAACUGGUUCAAGGAACACGAGGCGGGUGGGAACGCGACAAUGAGGAUGUAG